UAAAACAAGAACCAAAAAAACCGUUACAUAAAGAAUAAUUAAAAAGAAAAGAAAAUGAAACACAAAGAAGAAGCAGUAGAAGAAGAACAGAAGACCAAAAACGACGUCGUACAAGCAACAGAUAAAAACAACAAAAAGAGAAAAAAGGCCAAUGAAGUUGCCAUUUUUGGCAACUACAGAAAUUAUUACGGCUAUCGAAUUGAUCAAGGUUUGGAAGAAGAUCCCAGGAUAAAGGUUAUGAGGAAAGAAUGGUUUGAAGGGAAAAAUUGUCUUGACAUUGGCUGCAAUAGUGGAUUGAUAACUAUUAAUAUCGCAAAAAAGUUUGGUUGCCGAAAAAUCCUUGGAAUUGACAUUGAUUCAGCUCGAAUUGAAGAUGCACAUUGGAACCUUAGGAAAAGUGUGAAGAUGAGUGAAUGUAAAAAGCAUCCUGUUGCUGACAAGUCAAAAGAUGCCGGAUUAAAUGGUAUAGGCAGCUCACUAAUUAAAACGACCGCUGAAAUUUCCGAGGAUUCUGUUGCUUCACAUCUGUUUGACGUAGUCUCCUUCAAGAAAGAUAAUUUUGUUCAAGGUUGGUCCACACCUGGUGAUAAGGUGUACGAUACCAUUCUUUGCCUAAGUGUUUCGAAAUGGAUCCAUUUGAACUGGGGUGACGAAGGCUUAACAACAUUGUUCGCAAAAGUUUGGCGGUUUCUUCAACCUGGUGGAGUUUUUAUUUUGGAACCUCAGCCAUGGAAAUCGUAUAUCAGUAACCGUCAAGUAUCAGAGAUAGCAUCAACUAACUUCAAGAAUUUUAAGAUUUUCCCAGAACAAUUUCAAGAGAUUCUUUUGGACAAGAUUGGAUUUAGGAAAAUCGAGAACUUGAGUUCAAGUUUGUCUGGAAGCAAAAGCGGAUUUAACCGGCCAAUAUUAGCUUUAUGGAAGUGAGUAGCUUUGGCUUUUGGGUAUCCAUUUUUGAGGUCUCUUGGAAAUCCCUGGUAGUUUUAUAUAGGAUGAAUUGUGAAUGAACAUGAUGCAGAAGUUGAUAUAAUGCAAGUCAGUUCUUCCA
This is a messenger RNA of Erigeron canadensis, 1045 nucleotides long. Its product is annotated as probable RNA methyltransferase At5g51130. The record is from RefSeq and is a predicted model, not a curated record. Lineage: Eukaryota; Viridiplantae; Streptophyta; Magnoliopsida; Asterales; Asteraceae. Gene Ontology annotation, biological process: snRNA modification. Bases 55 to 924 code for a protein of 289 amino acids. The transcript has 8 exons. Gene Ontology annotation, molecular function: O-methyltransferase activity; RNA methyltransferase activity; snRNA binding.